UUUUGUCAAAUUUAACAACGGUACAAAAAAGAGAAAUUACAGAAGACAAUAAUGGUACAUUAAGAAUUACUUCGCGUAAUCUCAGUCGCUGUGGAGGAACAAUCGUUUUUACAAGCUUUGAGGCCAUUAUCAUCAAAAAUAACACAAUGACUUACUUUCUCAAGGGCAAUAUCCCCGGGGAUUUAAGUCAGUCUACAGCGCAAUCAUCUAUCAAUGGUGUAUAUACUGAUAGAGUGACUUGUUAUUAUGCUCCACGUACACCUACGCCUAGCAUCUCAGGCUAUUCAUGCAUAAUCGAUAGUGGGUCAGUCACAUUUUAUUAUGGAUAUGAUGUUGCAGCUGCUUCUGGAGUACGGGUGGCAUGGAAGACAAGUCCUGAAGAAGAAACAAAAGUUCUUACAAUGAGUUUUUCUCUAUGGAGUUCAGAUUCAGUCAUCCGAGGUUGUGUCAAUGGUUCAGCGAAUCCUAUUAGUAAUACGUCAAUUCCUAUUCCUUCGAUCGCAUAUAACGGUCUAUUCAUUUCUGGGGUGAUUGUUGGACUAAUCAGUGGCUUCACCAGCUACACAUUAAUAAAAGGCAGUAAUAUAUCACCAAUUUCCAACGUUGAGAAAUUGGCUGUUGGUCUCUCUCAACCGCCUUCAGUAUAUGAUAUCUUUCGUGUUGCUCAAUUUUUUGUAACUACCGCUCUGCUUUCUUUAACUCACCUUCCCGAUAGUUACCGGGAUUUAGUAUCUGAAUUUAGUUGGACAAUUGGUUUGCCCAGUUUUAGCGAAUCCCUAUCUAAUGUUGCAGAUAAUCAGAUACGAAAAGGAAUAUGCAAUAUGUCAAAUCCACCUUCAUCUGGAUUUAUAACUACUGGGAGAAAAAUAAAUAUUCCGGACUACAAUUUAUUUUUUUGCGUGAUUAUUGAAUUCAGCAUUGUAUUAGCGAUUGUACUUGUUAUCGCAUUACUCCUCGGGUUAUUGUCACGGUUUUGGAAAUUCUUACAGAAAAAAUGGUCCAUCGUGAAAACAGCGUCGUGUAAUAUUCACUUUUUAGUACUUGAGAAUGAUCGGGAUGCAUUUAACGCGCCUGUUCACACAUUCAUUUAUGGUGCGCUCUAUACUCAAUAUCGAGAUCAUUCAGAGGAGAAACAAACUUGCCUAUGGUUUUUUGUAUUCACAUUCGCCUAUGAUAUCAUUCGAGCCAUUGCCACCGGAGGAGCUCGGCAAAGUGGUGUCUUACAGACUUCAUAUCGUUUCUUAAGUCUUUGA
Molecule: messenger RNA, 1253 nt
Organism: Diversispora eburnea
Lineage: Eukaryota; Fungi; Glomeromycota; Glomeromycetes; Diversisporales; Diversisporaceae
Source: the annotation of a GenBank genome assembly